CAAUUCAGUUCGCACCAUCUUCUGAUUUUGGCCAUUGUUAUCUUUAGCGUUGGCCGUCCCUGUUCAUCCUUAACAUGGCUACGCACGAAAUGGGCACGAACCUCUUCACUCCAUGCAAGAUGGGCAAGUUUGAUCUGACUCACAGGGUGGUGAUGGCACCCAUGACGAGAUGUAGAGCGGUCGAUGAUACUCCGUUGCCGGCUCAUGCGGAGUACUACGCACAAAGGGCAAGCGAGGGCGGUCUUCUCAUCGCAGAAGGCACCGCCAUCUCCAACACGGGCACCGCGUUUCCGGGUAGUCCUGGGAUUUACACUGAAGAGCAAGUCGAAGCGUGGAAGAAGGUGGCGGAUGCUGUUCAUUCCAAAGGCGGCAUCAUUUUCUGUCAAGAGUUUCACGCUGGUCGCGCCUCCAAUCGUGUUUAUCAACCUGGGGGAGCCGCACCGAUUUCGUCUACAAAUCAAUCUAUUUCCGAUAAAUGGAAAAUCCACAUGCCCGAUAGGAGUCUUGAUGUUUAUCACAAACCAAGAGCCCUCCAAACACAUGAAGUAUGGCAGGUUAUCGAGCAACAUCGACUAGCAGCUAAAAAUGCCAUUCGAGCAGGUUUCGAUGGGGUUGAGGUCCAUGCAGCACAUGGCUUCCUCAUUGAUCAAUUCUUAAAGGACUCGAUCAAUGAUAGAACGGAUGAAUUUGGCGGAUCGAUUGAGAACAGAUGUAGAUUCUUGAUGGAGAUUAUCAAAGUGGUUGUUGGAGAAAUUGGCGCUGAUCGAACGGGAGUUAGAAUUUCACCGGUAGUCGACUAUAAUGAUGCCACGGACUCCGAUCCGCUCGGUUUAGGCCUAGCAAUCAUUGAGAGACUAAACAAGUUUCAAGACGAGUUAGGCUCGAAACUGGCCUAUCUCCAUGUGACUCGGCCUCGAUUCAUGGCUGCUCCCACAGAAGAAGAAGGCGAGGACGAAGAAGCUCGAUUGAUGAGAGCCUGGAGGAAAGCUUAUCAAGGUACUUUCAUGUCGACUGGUGGUUUCACUCGAGAGCUCGGGAUGAAGGCUCUGGUUGAUGGAGACGCAGACUUGAUAUCGUAUGGUCGGCUCUUCAUCUCUAACCCCGAUUUGGUUCACCGGUUCAAGGUUGAUGCACCAUUGAACAGUUACAACAGAGAAACAUUUUAUAUUCAAGAUCCAGUUGUCGGUUACAUAGAUUACCCAUUUCUUGACCAGGAAAAUAAGGAAGUGGCACAUUAGCAAAUGAAAAUGCUAUGGGUUUGCUCGUACUCCUAGGAAGUUUGUGUGGACUUUUCUCUUAUUGGAUUAUGUUGUAUAAAUUAAGCACUAUGGAGGAUGGAAGAAAUAAGACAACUUGUUCAUUGUAUGUACUUUAUGUCCGUAAAAAUCGGGCACAUGAUUUGUAAAUUGUCGACUCGAUCGAGUCUGAUGAAUGAUCAAAUGUCCAUCUUCUUAAAUACAUUAUAAUCCUUUCUCUGA
Molecule: messenger RNA, 1478 nt
Organism: Eucalyptus grandis
Lineage: Eukaryota; Viridiplantae; Streptophyta; Magnoliopsida; Myrtales; Myrtaceae
Product: 12-oxophytodienoate reductase 3
Exons: 5
Coding region: 75-1238 (387 amino acids)
Biological process (GO): jasmonic acid biosynthetic process; oxylipin biosynthetic process
Cellular component (GO): peroxisome
Molecular function (GO): oxidoreductase activity; FMN binding
Source: RefSeq, a predicted model, not a curated record